AUGGCGUCGUCAGCUCUUACCGGCCCCUGUGUGGCCCUCGUCCUUCUCUGUUUCGGUUUGUCAUCUUGCAACCCCUCCGGCCCCGCCUCGGCCACCUGCGCCACCCUGGAGCAGAGUCGCUUCUUCGGCGUGUUCUCCUCGACGACCACCUUGCCCUCCACGCCGUGCUCCUGGACCCUGCAGAACCCCGACCCUCGCCGCUACACCGUCUACAUGAAAAUCACAAAGCCCACCGACUCCUGCGUGCCCCGCCAGAUCAGAACCUUCCAGUUCGACUCCUUCAUCGAGACCUCCCGCACCUACCUGGGCAUGGAGAGCUUCGACGAGGUCGUUCGGCUGUGUGACGCUUCGACCACUGUCACCUACCUGGAGUCCAGCAAGCAGUUUCUGCAGAUCCGCAAAGUGGCGCCAAGGAACGGGCUGGAGAUCGUGGACGAGGAGAGCGACGGCAGCAACUUCAAGGCUGAAUUUCUGGUCGUGGGGAAGAGGAACCCAAGUAUGCCUGCCUGCCAGAUGCUGUGCCAGUGGCUGGAGAAGUGUCUGUCCAGCAGCACCCAUGAUUAUCCCUGUGGCAUCAUGAACACCCCCUGCCAGUGCUGGGAGGCCCCAAAGAGGAAACCAGGAGGCUGUUACAGGGGCGGAGUCUACGUGGAGAACUGUGUGGCUGUUCCCAAAGACAACAGACGCGAUGCCGAGAUUAUCAAAGGCUGGGCUGGAUGGGGUCGCUGGUCCGAGUGCAGCCAGGAGUGUGGCGGCGGAGUCCAGGUGCGCAGCCGGACCUGCCAGCCCGAGGACAGCGUGUGCAACGGGACUGUUGAGGAAGGACGCGCCUGCAACCCUCAGGCCUGCAUUGGCAAAGAGCGAUCCAGGAGCCAGGGGCUGCGGGCCAUCGUCGGUCUGAAGAGGGACAGCGCUGCUGAAUCCAGCCAGGGAGUUGUUGCACCCCAAACAGUGGAAAUUAAGACUGAUGAGUGGUCCUCCUGGAGCGCAUGCUCCAUCACCUGUGGGGAGGGCUGGCAGGGUCGCACCCGCGUCUGUGCUACUUCCUCCUUCACCACCCAGUGCACCGGGCCCCUGCGGGAGAACCGCCUCUGCAACAACACCGUGGUCUGCCCUGUGAAUGGUGCUUGGGACGAGUGGACCCCCUGGAGCCUGUGCUCAUCCACCUGCGGCCGUGGGUACCGUGACCGCACCCGCACAUGCAAGCUGCCCCAGAACGGAGGAGAGCCCUGCCGCGGCCCCACAAGACAAACCAAGUUCUGCAACAUCGCCGUCUGCCCAGUUGCCAGUCUGAACAGCGCCGCCCAUCUUUUUGUUAUAGGCCCCCCACCUCCCGAGACAAUCAUGGACAAGUCACUGCUCCCGUCCGUGACUCUCAUCGUUGGCUGUGGGGUCUCCUCUCUCACCCUGCUGCUGCUCAUCAUCAUCUAUGUCUCCGUGUGGAAGUACAUCCGCUCCGAGCGCUCCGUCAUCCUCAUCAACUUCUGCCUCUCCAUCAUCUGCUCCAACGCCCUGAUUCUCAUCGGACAAACUCAGGCUCGCAACAAGGUGGUGUGCACUCUCGUAGCUGCUCUGCUGCACUUCUUUUUCCUCUCCUCUUUCUGCUGGGUGCUGACAGAAGCGUGGCAGUCCUACAUGGCCGUCACCGGUCGUCUGCGCAACCGCAUUAUCCGCAAGCGCUUCUUGUGCUUAGGCUGGGGCCUUCCCGCGCUGGUGGUGGCUGUGUCAGUGGGUUUCACCAAAGCUAAGGGAUACGGCACCGUCAACUACUGCUGGCUCUCCCUCGAGGGCGGACUCCUCUACUCCUUUGUCGGCCCGGCUGCAGCUGUUGUUCUGGUGAAUAUGGUCAUUGGUAUCCUGGUCUUCAACAAGCUGGUGUCCAAGGACGGCAUCACCGACGUGAAGCUGAAGGAGAGAGCUGGAGCGUCACUGUGGAGCUCCUGCGUGGUUCUGCCUCUCCUCGCCCUCACCUGGAUGUCCGCCGUCCUCGCCAUCACCGACCGCCGCUCGGCCCUCUUCCAGAUCCUCUUCGCCGUGUUCGACUCGCUGGAGGGUUUCAUCAUUGUCAUGGUUCACUGCAUCCUGCGCAGAGAGGUUCAAGAAGCUGUAAAGUGCAGAGUAGUUGACCGCAAGGACGAUGGCAAUGGAGACUCUGGCAGUUCCCUUCACAAUGGCCACUCCCAGCAUAUGCAGUCCGAUAGCGAAAAGGAUGGAGAUUCGAGCAGACAAGGAAUGAAGAGCUCCUCUGAAGAGAAGAUGGCCCCUCCUCAGAUGCCUCUUCCCAUGGGCUCCAACUUCCACACCCUGCCCUCCAACCCCAGCAAGGGCCACAUGCAUGCGCUCCCUGAAUACUCCAGCCACACCCUUACCCUGAAGAGAGAGAAGACCCGGCUGGUCGGUGGAGUCGACCCCUGCGGAAAACCGGUGUACGUCUGCGAGGGGGAGAUCUUCCAGCAGCUGGACGCGGAUCUCGCCCGGGCUCAGGCGGAGGGAAGCGGCUCCGACGGCAGCAGCUACGUCCUCAUGCCCAACACCACCUCCACGCUCAGGUCCAAGCCCAAAGACGACCAUUCGAAAUACAACAUCAGCGUGGAGCAGAUGCCGCAGGCCAGGCUGAUGCACCUCGGCGGGCCCUUUGCCGAGCCGCAGGCCGCUUUCGGGAUGAAGUCGAUCCCCUCUGACCAGGUCAGCGUGUCGUACUCGGAGAGAGACUCGCCCAUCCAGAACAUCCACAACAUGUCCAGCGAGUCUCACAUCACCCACAGCAGCCUGGAGAACACCUUCGAGUCCAUGAACUCCAUGAUGUCCAAGAGCGAAACCAUCUCCACGCUCUCCAUGAGCUCCUUGGAGCGACAGAAAUCCCGAUAUGCUGAGCUGGACUUUGAGAAAAUAAUGCACACGAAGAAACGCCACCAGAACAUGUUCCAGGACCUGAACAGGAAGCUCCAUCACGCUGAGAAAGACCGAGAGUCGCCUGCUUCUGACAGCAAGUCUGUGAGAUGGAGUGUGUCCUCAGGAGGAAGUGACAAAACGAACCACAGCGACAAACAGCAGGCUCCUCUGGAGAGGCCGUGGGAGGGAGUCCGGGGAAUACCACAGUCGCCCCCUGCUUGGGUGCGCAAAGACCUGGAGCCCCUCGCCGCCUCGCCCCUGGAACUGCACUCUGUGGAUUGGGAGAAAACCAGCACCAGCAUCCCCCUAGUCGGGCAGGACAUCAUCGACCUGCAGACAGAGGUCUGAGGGGGAGGAGGGGGGCGAGCGAAGCCACCUGAUUUCACCUUAGUCACCUUUUUGGUUUGGGAACGCGAUCCUGCAAGGAUAGAGUAGAGGAAACCAUGAGAGGGAGGAAAAGUGAGGAAGUAGGCCCCAGAAUCAAUGUCUUCAAACCGUCAGCCAGAGCAGAGAGGGACGGAAGAGUGGAGUUGGUGAUGAUGGCUCGUUUAUGUAGCUUCUCCGUGUGGACUUAAAGUAUCUCGUGUCAGAGUGCUCUGGUGGGCGCGGGGUUAGUGGAGUGUCCAGUGAUUUCCAUGGACCAGGACUGGCUGUGGUUCCACUGGGAGUUUUUCCUGAACCCCUCCAGCCUGGGCUCAGAAGAUGUGGUCGACAUGUCUGUGCUUCUUUUUUCCUUCAACCUCGACUUUGGAGAGAAAUGUUAUGACAUUAAAAAACAAACGGCGCGUCCUCCCUGCUUCUCGGGAGGAGCGGCCGGAACUCUUGGCUUCUUCUCGAGCCGCCGGGUUCCCCGUCCAAAACGAGGCGUGAGAGCAGAAGGGACCAGUUUCAUGUUGGACCUCCAACACUCAUUUUGUGUUUUUGGCAGUUUUUGUGUUUAUUUGUUCUGCUUCGUACCUUGAACUGCUACAACAGAUCUGAAUAUGAGACUCUGAACUGAGACAACUUAAAUGAAGCAGACAAUAUUUUUCUCCGCUUUUACCACCCUGGUUAUUAUUAUUAUUAUUAUUCCAAUGAUUAUCAUUGUUAUUGUCAUUAUUGAGUUAAUAGCCUCCAUUUAGAUUUCCCAUUCCCCACAUGACUGUCAGGCACAAGUUUUAUUGUUAUUUAACAGUCACAUACAACAUUUGGCUCAAAAGAUCAGUAGAAUGUUCUGAGCCCACGUGGACUGCAUCGGGACAACGAGUGGUGGUGAUGGAGGUGGCGUUUAAGUUACCCAACACGUCCUGGUUUCUCCAGCAUUCCUCUUCUCUACCAAAACACCAGCACCGGGAUGAACACAGACUCUCACACAGGAAGAGCAGUGCACUCUUGGGAAAAUGCUGGUGGAAAAUAAGAGGAGGCGUUGCAGUAGGGGGGGGGGGGGGAUGGGGGUAGCAAACCUCC
Pleuronectes platessa (European plaice) is the source of this 4338-nucleotide messenger RNA. Its product is annotated as adhesion G protein-coupled receptor B1. The coding region runs from base 1 to 3240 and encodes 1079 amino acids. Lineage: Eukaryota; Metazoa; Chordata; Actinopteri; Pleuronectiformes; Pleuronectidae. The record is from RefSeq and is a predicted model, not a curated record. Gene Ontology annotation, molecular function: G protein-coupled receptor activity. The transcript is spliced from 20 exons. Gene Ontology annotation, cellular component: plasma membrane; postsynaptic density; dendrite. Gene Ontology annotation, biological process: cell surface receptor signaling pathway; engulfment of apoptotic cell; adenylate cyclase-activating G protein-coupled receptor signaling pathway.